This is a messenger RNA of Paralichthys olivaceus (Japanese flounder), 4068 nucleotides long. RefSeq names its product SPT16 homolog, facilitates chromatin remodeling subunit (gene supt16h). Gene Ontology annotation, molecular function: nucleosome binding. NCBI's taxonomy places the organism in Eukaryota, Metazoa, Chordata, Actinopteri, Pleuronectiformes, Paralichthyidae. Gene Ontology annotation, cellular component: FACT complex. Gene Ontology annotation, biological process: transcription elongation by RNA polymerase II. The record is from RefSeq and is a predicted model, not a curated record.
GGCACAGAGGAGGAGGGGGGAGUUAAUGACUGAGUGUGUGUGUGGAGGAGAGAGGAGCUCAUAACAUCUCGCAUUUCCAGAUUUCUUCGUGUUUUCAAUCCUCCGCGUCGAGAAGCUCACAGCCGGCGGCAGCAGCGUCUCCCCCGGCCCGAGGAGGAGGCGUCUCAGCGGGCGAGCAGAGAAAGUGCGUUGUUGUGGGUUGACUCGGAUCAUCAUCAUCAUCAUCAUCACCCUCCUCCUCCUCCUCUUCAUCCUCAUCUUCCUCCGGCCUGCUGAGAAGCGAAGCCGGGAGCUGGAGUUCGCAGCAGAGCACUCACCAUGGCGGUAAACCUGGACAAGGAGGCGUACUACCGCCGCAUCAAGAGAUUAUACAGCAACUGGAAGAAAGGAGACGAUGAGUUUGGCAAAGUCGAUGCCAUCGUGGUUUCAGUCGGAGUGGACGAGGAGAUCGUUUACGCCAAAUCCACAGCCAUACAGACGUGGCUGUUUGGCUACGAGUUGACGGACACCAUCAUGGUGUUCUGCGAGACCAAGAUCAUCUUCCUCGCCAGCAAGAAGAAAGUGGACUUCCUCAAACAGGUGGCGAUAACUAAAGGCAACGAGAACGCCAACGGUGUCCCGCCCAUCACCUUGCUCACCAGAGAGAAGAAUGAAAGCAACAAGGCCAACUUUGACAAGAUGAUCGAGGCGAUCCGAGGCAGCAAAGAAGGAAAGGCGGUGGGAAUUUUCAGCAAGGACAAGUUCCCCGGAGAGUACAUGAAGAGCUGGAACGACACGAUCACUGCCGAGGGACUGGAAAAGGUGGACAUCAGCGCUGUGGUCGCGUACACGACAGCGGUGAAGGAAGACGGGGAGCUCAACCUGAUGAAGAAGGCAGCGGCCAUCACCAGCGAGGUUUACUCCAAGUUCUUCAAAGAGCGCGUCAUGGAGAUCGUUGAUGCAGAUGAGAAAGUGCGUCACAGCAAACUGGCCGAGUCCGUAGAGAAGGCCAUCGAGGAGAAGAAGUACCUGGGUGGUGCUGAUCCUUCCACGGUGGAGAUGUGUUAUCCCCCCAUCAUCCAGAGCGGUGGAAACUACAGCCUCAAGUUCAGCGUCGUCAGCGACAAGAAUCACAUCCACUUUGGUGCCAUCACGUGCGCCAUGGGAAUCCGCUACAAGUCGUACUGCUCCAACCUGGUGCGAACCCUCAUGGUGGACCCUCCUCAGGAGAUGCAGGACAACUACAACUUCCUGCUGCAGGUGGAGGAGGAGCUGCUCAAAGAGCUCAAACACGGUGUAAAAAUCUGCGACGCCUACAACGCCGUUCUGGAUUAUGUGAAGAAGGAGAAGUCGGACCUUGUAUCAAAGCUGACGAAAAACCUCGGAUUUGCGAUGGGAAUCGAGUUCAGAGAAGGCUCUUUGGUUCUGAACGCUAAGAACCAGUACAAACUGAAAAAAGGCAUGGUGUUGAGUAUUAGUUUGGGAUUUGCUGACCUUGUGAAUAAAGAGGGUAAAAAGGACGAGCAGAAGAAAUAUGCCUUAUUUAUUGGUGACACAAUACAGAUCAAUGAGGAAGAGGCGGCCACGAUACUCACACCAGUCAAGAAGAAGAUCAAAAACGUGGGGAUCUUUUUGAAGAAUGACGACGAGGAGGACGAGGAAGAAGAUGGCGACGAUGCCGAGGAGCUGCUGGGGAAGGGAGCUCGGAGCGCGGCGCUGCUCGCGGACAGGACCAGAAACGAGAUGACGGCGGAGGAGAAGAGGCGGACCCACCAGAAGGAGUUGGCCAAUCAUUUGAACGAAGAAGCCAAGCGCCGUCUGACGGAGCAGAAGGGAGAGCAGCAGAUUCAGAAGGCAAGAAAAUCGAACGUGUCCUAUAAGAACGUGUCUCAGAUGCCCAGAGAAAGAGACAUCAGAGAAAUGAAGAUCUUCAUCGACAAGAAGUACGAGACGGUCGUCAUGCCCGUCUUUGGUAUCGCCACGCCGUUCCACAUCGCCACCAUCAAGAACAUCAGUAUGUCGGUAGAAGGAGACUACACCUACCUGAGGAUCAACUUCUACGUCCCCGGCAGCUCUCUGGGUCGACAAGAGGGAAAUAUCUUCCCCAACCCUGAUGCCACGUUCGUCAAGGAAAUCACGUACCGAGCGUCCAACCUGAAGGCCCCCGGCGACACGUCGGUGCCCUCCACCAACCUGCAGAACGCUUUCCGCAUCAUCAAGGAGGUACAGAAACGCUACAAGACGCGAGAGGCAGAGGAGAAGGAGAAGGAGGGCAUCGUCAAGCAAGACUCGCUGGUCAUCAACCUCAACCGCAGCAACCCCAAGCUCAAAGACCUCUACAUCCGACCCAACAUCGCCCAGAAGAGGAUGCAGGGCUCGCUGGAGGCUCAUACUAACGGUUUCCGUUUCACGUCGGUCCGCGGAGACAAAGUGGACAUCCUCUACAACAACAUCAAACACGCCAUCUUCCAGCCGUGCGACGGGGAGAUGAUCAUCGUUCUGCACUUCCACCUCAGAAACGCCAUCAUGUUUGGCAAGAGACGCCACACAGACGUCCAGUUCUACACAGAAGUCGGGGAGAUCACCACAGACUUGGGUAAACACCAACACAUGCACGACCGAGACGACCUGUACGCCGAGCAGAUGGAGCGGGAGAUGAGGCACAAGCUCAAGUCGGCCUUCAAGAACUUCAUCGAGAAGGUGGAGACGCUGACGAAAGAGCAGCUGGAGUUCGAGGUGCCCUUCAGAGACCUGGGGUUCCAGGGCGCCCCCUACAGGAGCACCUGCCUGUUACAACCCACAUCCAGUUCCCUUGUCAAUGUCACUGAAUGGCCGCCGUUUGCCGUGACCCUGGACGAAGUGGAGCUGGUCCACUUUGAGCGCGUGCAGUUCCACCUUAAGAACUUUGACGUGGUCAUUGUCUACAAGGACUACAACAAGAAGGUCACCAUGAUCAACGCCGUGCCCGUCAACUCCCUGGACCCCAUCAAGGAGUGGCUGAACUCGUGUGACAUCAAGUACACGGAGGGAGUCCAGUCUCUGAACUGGACCAAGAUCAUGAAGACCAUCGUGGACGACCCCGAGGGUUUCUUUGAGCAGGGGGGCUGGUCCUUCUUAGACCCAGAGAGCGAAGGAAGUGGAGGAGAGGAGGAUUCAGAAUCUGAGAUGGAGGAUGAAACGUUCAACCCGUCAGCAGACGAGGAAGAGGAAGAGGAGGAGGACAGUGAUGAGGAUUACAGCUCAGAGACGGAGGACUCGGUGGAGUACAGCGAGUCGCUGGGCAGCGAGGAGGAGAGCGGGAAAGACUGGGACGAGCUGGAGGAAGAAGCCAGGAAAGCUGACAAAGAGAGUACUUACGAGGACGAGGACACCUCCAACAGGAAGAGGAAGAUCCGGCCGUCAGCCCCGCCCAGCAAGAAGAAGCGACGGUCCUAAAUGUCACACAGAUACACGCACGCACACACGCACACACGCACACACACACACACACACACACACUGCCAAAACCUAGCUGACCCUUGACCUUUCCUCCCACCCCAACUGACUCUUGUUGCCCGAACAUUUCUUACACACACACACACACACACACACACACACACACACACACACACACACGAUGUGUAUAAAGACGUAGACGGCCCUUAUUUUUGUGUUGGUCAGUGAAGUGUCAACGUAGAGACGUUAAAGAAGGAGCAGUCGCACACUUCACUCUUCAGCUCUUCUCCCUCUUCAUUCCUUCCUCAUUUCUCUUUUGUUUCCCUCUUCCCAUCUCCAUCCAUCUAUCAGGGUUUCACGUGUGUGUGUGUGUGCGUGCAAGUGUGUGUGUGUGUGUGUUUAAAUGGGUUUUUAAUUGCGAGCAUUGUUUAUUUUUUUGUUUAAAAAAAAAUAAGUUUCUUAACUAAUGAAUAAUAAAAGAUGAGACCUGACCGAUCCUCUGCCAAGUGUUUUAUAUAAAAACUGAGAUUCCCUCUCCUCCUCCUCCUCCUCGUCUACAUUUCACUUUCCCGCCAUGUUUUCUUCUGUGUUCGUUAAAUUGUGGUAAUUAAAUGGAACAUUUCUUUUCUUUGACGGGGGGGGGGGGUGGGCAGA